Lingula anatina is the source of this 1397-nucleotide messenger RNA. Its product is annotated as kidney mitochondrial carrier protein 1. The record is from RefSeq and is a predicted model, not a curated record. NCBI's taxonomy places the organism in Eukaryota, Metazoa, Brachiopoda, Lingulata, Lingulida, Lingulidae. Gene Ontology annotation, biological process: transmembrane transport.
GAAUAAUUUAAAGACAAUACAAGUAAAAACAAGGGCAGAGUGUUAUGAGGGACUGGCGGCCAUUCUGUUACGGAGGGGUGGCUUCUGUGAUAGCAGAAUGUGGCACAUUCCCAAUAGAUACAACCAAGACGCGCCUCCAGAUCCAGGGACAGAAGAUCGACGCCCAGCAUGCUCAGCUCAAGUACAGGGGGAUGAUGCACGCUGUCAUCAGAAUAUCCUCAGAAGAGGGGUUGAGAUCUCUAUACUCAGGAUGAGAGUCUCCUAGUCAAUGUGUUCUGUGGUAUAGUAGCUGGUGUUGUUUCAAGCUCACUUGCCAAUCCCACAGAUGUGCUCAAGGUCCGUAUGCAGGCCCAAGGUCACUCCAGUGAACAACUAGGGGUGUUCCAGUCUUUUAAAGAUAUCUACACCAAGGAGGGGGUUAAGGGGCUUUGGAGGGGAGUGAGUUGCACGGCCCAGCGAGCAGGGAUCGUAGUGGGUGUGGAACUACCGAUAUAUGAUUUAGCUAAAUAUCUUUUCAUCCACAAGUAUGGCAUCAUGGGUGACACCCCAUCCACACAUUUUAUAUCGAGCAGUAUAGCUGGUCUAGCUGGUGCUAUAGCCUCUAACCCUGUUGAUGUAGUUAAGACUCGGAUGAUGAACCAAAGAAAACUAAAGGGAAAACAAGCCAAAGCAAUUUACAGUAGUUCAGUGCAGUGUUUGGUGCAGACCGUCAGGACAGAAGGUUUUUUUGCACUGUACAAAGGAUUUAUACCUACGUGGGUUAGGUUAGGUCCUUGGAACGUAAUUUUCUUUAUGGCUUAUGAACAGCUGAAUAAAGUAUACUGACCACGAAGAAAGCAUUUUCUCAUCCAUAUAUCAUGAGCACUGACAGACCACCGUGAAUAACCAAGAAUUAUAAUGUUAUUAUAUAAUUUAUCACAAGUUCACCACCAUCGGGUCAUCAACAGGUGCUUGGCUCUUGUUAUGCAGGAAUUACAUUUGGAUCUGAAUCUCUUCAGAUAUCAGAUAUCAGCAUUUUGCUUUCAUUCCCCAUUGAGGAGUAGCCGAAGGUGCAGCUUCAUUGAAGAGAGCCUAUGGAGAGUUUGUGAAGGAUGACAAUAUGAUUGGGAUGUUGUCUGUCAAAAUUUGUGUCUUUACACAUGGAAGUUGGGGACAGUCCCUGUUCCAUUUGUGUCUAAGACUGGGUUCCCAUGCCUAGAUCGAUCUAACAGGAUGGAUCCAUCGCCAAGGGGUUUCUCGCCAAAUUGCUGUUAGCUUCAGUGGCUUAGAUGUCUGGCACGCCUAUUGAAGCCACUGAACGAUAGCGUCAGUGGUCAUAUGAGAUGUCUAAGGGUGCAUUCCAAGAGAUUUAGAUCGAUCCAGGGAUUAAGAUUUAGAUCGACCUAACUCCUUGGGGG